Naegleria lovaniensis is the source of this 1389-nucleotide messenger RNA. RefSeq lists its product as uncharacterized. The transcript is spliced from 3 exons. The coding region runs from base 1 to 1389 and encodes 462 amino acids. NCBI's taxonomy places the organism in Eukaryota, Heterolobosea, Eutetramitea, Acrasida, Naegleriidae. The record is from RefSeq and is a predicted model, not a curated record.
AUGCCUUCUGAUUGGAAACCAUCAUUAUAUAGUAAAGCAACGCCCACAACCUCUCUAGCACAGCUCGAUCAAAGCAUAACAUCAUCGGUGAUCAAUAAUAUCAGCACGAUUCCUAUCAAUAACAAGCAUAAUACAUUCCUUAAUACCAGCCUUACUGCUACCAUUCAAACAAUUAAUUACCCUCAAAGCCCGAAGAAAACACAACCGGAACACGCCGACAUUAUGAUGCCAUCAAAACAACCUGCAUUUAGAGACACUGCAGCCAUUCAAGUUAUUGAAACAAAAGUUCAGGAAAUUGAGGCCGAACGAAGAAAGCUUGCUAUCGAAUGUGAUACUCUCAAAUCGGAAAAUAGAUGGUACCGAAAGAAAUUAACUGAGAUGGAGUCAACUUUGCGAGCAACGGAAGAAAAACAUGAACUCGUGAAACGAUCCCACGAAGAGCAACAAAUUGCACUUGCCACUCUUGAAAAGAGUUUGAACGAAUGUAAAAAGAAGGAAAAGAAACGUCACCACAAGCAUGAACAGAAAAAACAACAAAUCCAGCAAACCACAGAAGAAAUUGUUGCUCUCAAAGAGAAGCUUGAAAGAAAAGAAACUAGAGUUAAAGCAUUGGAAAUUGAAACAGAUUAUUUACAAAAACAACUAGAGGAAAUACGUGACAAAAACUUUGAACAAAAAAUUAAGAAAUACGAAACUGAUUUAUACAAUGAAAAAUUGGAGAAGGAAAUGGCACAAGAACGAGUAAAAUCUCUCGAAAAAGAAAAAGAAAAAUUGGAAGGAGAAAUUUUUGAAACUAGGUUGCGAUGCGAAAAGGGAGCCACCGAUAUUGACAUUCUCAAAAAGCGGGAACAAGAGGGCCAACACCAAGUAACAUCUCUCAUCACUGAAAACACCAGCCUCAAGGACAAGAUAUCAUUUUUGGAGCAAAAAUUGAACAAGUAUAAGAGAAGUGUCAAACAACACACAGCAACCAUUGAAAAGCUUCAAUCCAAGCAGAAAGAUCCACUCUCUUUCAACGCUUGGGUUCAAACUGAGGAGUCAUUUCCAUCAUUCGAGCAUGUUCGUUCGAGAGAUGAAACCAUAACCGCUCUCAACAGCCAGCUUGAUGAUGUAGAGGAGAAGAAUCGUCAGCUUAAAUCUCAACUCGAGUACUAUAUAUCACAAGUCGAGACCAACUCCAAUUUCAAUGAUGACCUUUUGAGAGAAAAUCAAAAUUUAAAGAACGUUUUGAAUGACAUGAACAGGUCCAGAGCGAAGGACGAACAACGACUACGAAUGUUAGAACGAGAGUUGGAAAUUAAGGACGCAGAGAUUGAGAAGAGAAACAAAUUUAUUCGAAGGAUGAACGAUUCUUCGUUUCAUUAUUCCUCGAAUGAGUUGUAUGAUUGA